Messenger RNA from Trypanosoma cruzi, 2283 nucleotides. RefSeq names its product surface protease GP63, putative. Gene Ontology annotation, cellular component: membrane; cytoplasm. The transcript has a single exon. The record is from RefSeq and is a predicted model, not a curated record. NCBI's taxonomy places the organism in Eukaryota, Euglenozoa, Kinetoplastea, Trypanosomatida, Trypanosomatidae. Gene Ontology annotation, biological process: proteolysis; cell adhesion. Gene Ontology annotation, molecular function: metalloendopeptidase activity. Bases 1 to 2283 code for a protein of 760 amino acids.
AUGCUGUUUGUGUGGCCGCCUCUGUGUUUUCCUUUUACUCUGCUGCGUGGGCCGCAUUCUGACGCAUUACUGGUCCAAAGCCAUUUUGCUUUUCUCACUCUUCUUUUUCCUUUGUUUCUCUCCUCCCGCAUCCAGGCUGCGCCACUGCUGCUACUCACACGAAACCAAAAAAUGCAUUUUACUCAAGUCAUGCGCCAGCCACGCCGCGCCACACCGCUUUUCCCACUGGUGGCGUUGCUGCUGAUGUGCUGCGCCAUUAGGUGUGUUGCUGCUGUACCCGCCACACAAUACCGCUUUGGGUUUGACGUGCCGAAGAGGAGGAACGGCCCGCUGUCGACUGCGGUGGUGCGUGAGGUGCCGCGCAAGGGACAGGGCGCGAUGCAGGCAUACACCGUCGCCACACAGGAUGACGACAGUGGCUGGGAGCCGAUCCGCAUUGCGGUGUACACGGAGGAUCUGGAGAGAGGCACGAACAAGAGGAAGAAGUACUGCGAAGAAGGAGAGGAUGAGUGCUACAAUGCAUUGGGGCAAAAGGUGUCAUGCAAAGCAGAGCAUUUCCUGACGGAGGCAAAGACACAAUUGUACACUGGAGAGAUUCUCUUCGGUGCCGUCAAACUGCACGCUGAGCGACUACUUGUGAAACCCACUGGUGGGACGAUAACUGUACCGAGGGCUGUGAAUGGACCGUGCAGCCACUUUGCGGUUCCUGCCAGGCAAAAGAGUGACGGUGUGCCGAAUGCAGCUUUUAUCAUCUACGCUGCUGCUAGGCCAUCGGGCACGAAUAGCAGGUCUGUGUGGGCGGCCACGUGUAACACAUUGACAGACUUUUGCCCCUACAUUGGCGCCAUGAACUUUGAUCCGAAGUACAUGACUGACACGGCGUGGAGCGUUCGCGUUGCCGCACACGAAAUUGCGCAUGCACUUUGGUUCAGCCAGGAGAGUAUGGAAGACAAGAGCCUGGUGAAGAAGCCAGAGAGAAGUGUGCGUGGGACGCACCGCAGGAUGGUGGCAGGGAAGCACGUUCAGGAGAAGGCGAAAGCGCACUUUGGUUGUGACUCUCUCGAGGGCAUGGUGCUGGAGGACGAAGAUGGCCCUCCGGAAAAGGAAAUCCCUCACUGGAAGGGACGCCACGCGCGGGACGAGCUGAUGGCUCCCGCAGUCGGUGCCGGCUACUACACGGCUCUGACGAUGGCGGUGUUUGCGGAUAUGGGAUACUACCGCGUGAAUUGGAGGAUGGCGGAGCCGAUGAGCUGGGGCAGCCGCAGUGGCUGCGACUUCCUGGUCAACAAGUGCAAUACAACCGAUAAUCUUGCCGCCAAGUAUCCUCACAUGUUUUGCGAUGCUAAAGACACAGAGACGCUUCGCUGCACCUCCGACCGCCGUCACGUUGGGACGUGCACCGCAAGCAUUGUUGAGGACAAGGGGAGUCUGGUGGAUAAGGACGUUUGCCCUGUUGUUUCUUUGGAAUUUCACGAAAUCUCGUCUGGGACAACGUACGGGACGUGCUCGGACGAAAAUGUGGAUUAUCUCCGUGGGUCGCUGACUGGCGGCGGCUCGUGGUGCCUGGACGCGGAGUUACUGGAGACGAAGGGCGGUGAUGGCCAUAAAAGCGUCAAGGGAGUGUGCACGCAGGUGUCAUGUGGGGAGGGCACAGUGAGGGUGAAGCACCUCGGCGGCAGUGUUUUUCAGCCUUGCCCUGAGGACACUGACAUCCCAGUGGCGUUUAAAGAUUUUCAGAAGGAUGGGAAGAUCAAGUCCCCCACGUACGGCGAGGUGUGCACCAUUGCCGCGAACGGCAGCAAUCCUGUCAUUCCGAGCGCGUUGGUGGGUGGACAGGGUGACGAGCAAGAGGAGGAAGCAGAAGAGUCGGCGGUUGCUUCAGGGUCGACUCCGGAGGAACUCGUCCACAGUUGUCUCGUGUGGCGUCUGGUGCCUCCAUUGAAAAGGAGCCUCCCGGUGCUUCGGCUGCGGGUGUCGCUGGUGGUGGCCUUCAUGCCGGUCCGAGGGGUGAUCCGGGGGUGCGGGCCGAAAGUGAGGACAACACUCAGCGGCGAGGGAGGAGACCUGUCAGUGGGAGCGAGGGAGCCAACAGAGCCUCCGGCUCCGACGCUUUUUUUUUGCGCCAUCGCCCGGCGAGGACGUUGCACGAGCGGAGGGCGACCCGCGGGCGGAUUGCCCAGCGGUGGUUCCCAGUGCCUCCGUGCCUGCCACUCCGAUUCCGUCCGUCAACAGCGACGAUUUCCAGGCGAUACCCGAUGCGUUGGUACAGCAGGCCGACAGUGA